AGAACCUCUUGAUCGACCCUUUCUCACCUUAAAUCGACUGCAGUGUGAUCAUACAACCCCCUCUUCUCGACCAGACCACACAUCUCUCCAUAUGCAGAACCGUGCCAUGGCCAACAAGCUGAUGAUUUUGCUGGUCUCUCUCGCGCUCGUAUUGGCCGCCGCGGCCGCCACGACGACGCACCUUCGGUUCUACAUGCACGACAUCGUGACGGCCUCGCCGCCAUCGUACCCGGCAGCGACGGCGCUGCGGGCAGUCAAGGGCAUGACGCCACUGCCCAACGACCCCACCAACCGCUUCGGGGACACAUACGUCAUCGACGACUCGCUGACGGAGGGUCCUGAAGGGGACUCUCGCCUCGUCGGAAGGGCGCAGGGGUAUUAUAUGUUCGCGUCAAUGACGGAAGCGUCGCUGCUACUCAGCGCCAACAUGGUGUUCACAGCGGCCGCUGGGAAGAACUACAACGGCAGCGCCGUGGCCGUGCUCGCUAGGGACUCCAUCCUCGACACCGUCAGGGAGCUGCCGGUCGUCGGUGGCACCGGCGCGUUCCGUGGGGCGACGGGUUAUGGGCUCCUGCGGACGCACUCCUUCAACGCCUCCUCCAACAAUGCUGUGCUCCAGAUCGACAUGUACGUGCAGGUGUAAAGCGCUAUGCACCGCACGUACGUUAAUUUGUGCUGUAUGUGUGCGCAUUUGCAUGAGGGCGUUGCGUGCAAGAUUAGUAUGCAGGCCUCUUAUGAUCAUUUUAAUAUGUAUCGAUGCCUCCUCUAGAAGGCUUGGGCUGAUUUGUUGGACCUGAGGUUAUGUCAACCAGUGAGUUUGUUCUGAUGAAUUUAGAAAAAUAAAUGCAGCAUCACAGUACUGAGCUUACA
Brachypodium distachyon (stiff brome) is the source of this 870-nucleotide messenger RNA. Its product is annotated as dirigent protein 21. The transcript has a single exon. Bases 92 to 643 code for a protein of 183 amino acids. Lineage: Eukaryota; Viridiplantae; Streptophyta; Magnoliopsida; Poales; Poaceae. The record is from RefSeq and is a predicted model, not a curated record.